Messenger RNA from Arachis duranensis, 606 nucleotides. RefSeq lists its product as uncharacterized. Lineage: Eukaryota; Viridiplantae; Streptophyta; Magnoliopsida; Fabales; Fabaceae. Bases 75 to 350 code for a protein of 91 amino acids. The transcript is spliced from 2 exons. The record is from RefSeq and is a predicted model, not a curated record.
UCUAAGAAGAGUGAACGCACAAUCUUUCUUCUUCUUCUUCUUCUUCCCCCUCUUAGAAGAGAAGAGAGAAGAGAAUGGCGUCGAGGACAUCAAGGACUGUAUUCCGCGUAGCAAUGGUGGCUAUCUUGCUUCUCUUUCUCUUCUACAUCGGUCGCCCUUUGUACUGGAAAAUCUCCGCUACCGUCCACGACAUUCGCAACAAUAAGCAAACCGUUAGAGAAGGUCUCUCACAGAUCGUAAUCGAAGCUCAGAAAUCGGUCGGUUGGUAUCACGACGAGUCUGACUCAGGGAUCCGUGCUGCUAAGAGCCGUAAGCUCCUCCGUCGCAUUUUCUCCACUGUCGCUGGUUAGGAUUCGUGUGCGUUUUUUUAAAUAAAUUAUGAAUUCACGAUUCGGUUGUGUGCUUAUUAUACAUGUAAUUAAUUGUCUAUAGUGACAAUAAUUAGUUAGGUUAAUCUUAUUCAAGCAUGUGGUGCUAGGGUUUCAGACUUUCAACGGAAACAUAAUAAAUUAAUAAUUAGUGAUUUUCUUAUGUAGUUAUUAAUGCUGCCGUAUAGAACAAAUCACAUGAUUUUGUUGCCUGUGAAUGUGAAUGAUUUUCUUCUUA